CUCAAACACUGUCAAGAAAUGAAGCGACAGGAGAGUCGCUGGGGUCUUGUCACGUUAUUCUUGGUUCUGGGCUGUGCAGCUGAAUUUUUCUUGAUGCAGCGUGUGAUCAGAGACUGUAUUGAGAAGGUAAGCAAUGGGACAUCCAAAUGUUUUUAACGGGGCACACAGAUGCCCGAGAGCUUUGGCAUUGGAUUUCAAUGGAACUUUAACUUCUGUGGGUCACCAUUAAUAGUUAACUUGUCUUUGUGUUUGUAGGAUACAUUAACACAUGCAGAAUACUCAAGACAGCAAGCUAUAGGUAUGUAACUAUUUCGCUGGUAUGAUAUUGUCACGCCCUGGCCUUGAGAGACCUGUUUUCUUUAGUUGGUUUGGUCAGGGUGUGUAUUUCUAUGUGUACAUUCUAUGUUUGUAGAUCUAUGUUGGCCGGGUGUGGUUCCCAAUCAGAGGCAGCUGUCGAUCGUUGUCUCUGAUUGGGGAUCAUACUUAGGUAGCCAUUUUGCCUACCUAUGUUGUGGGAUCUUGACUCUUGUUUGGCUUGUUUGUGUGUAGCCAUUGUGAGCUUCACGUUACGUUGCUUUUGUUGUUUUGUCGUGUGUUAACUUCGUUAAUAAACAUGUAUGCAUUCCACGCUGCACCUUGGUCCAAUCCUGUAUUCACCGAACGUGACAGAAGAUCCCACCCCCAAAGGACCAAGCAGCGUGCCCAGGAGGAGCAAACACCCUGGACACAGCGGGAAGCAACAUUGGUAGAUGUCCUCCUCAGUUGGGGGAAAAUUACAGAGGAGGAAUCCGUCCGUUACGGUGAGGUAAUGGAGGAGGGCUGGAGUCCGGUUCAACGGCGACGCCACCAGUGCCGACGACGAAUGAAGCCCGAGAGACAGCCCCAAGAAAAAUGUUUGGAGGGGGGCACACAGGGUGGUCGACGAAGCAGCAGGAGGCCGUGAAAGGGCUGACUGUGGAGGAGGAGGCCGCUAUUGUAGAGGUCCUCCAAGACCUGCGGAUCAGCAGUAUGAGAGAGGAGGCCACCACAUUACGGGGGCUGUUAGAGAAGAGGGAGCAGGAGCUCUCACUUCAGAAGGAGGCGCUGCAGGAGACCCAAAGGGAGAAGGAAUUAGUGGAUGCACGGAGAGAGGAGCUAGCCAGGCAACAGGAGGAGCUGAGAGAGGAGUUAACCUUCCAGCAGCAGAGAGCUCAGCCCUUAGAGCAGAGGCUGGCGGAGCCAGGUUUAGCAGAGCCAACUCCCCGUACUCGCUGUAAGGAGCGUGUGUUCAUUGAGGAACCAAGUUAUGCGGAGAUACGCACUGUGUCGUCAGUGCGCCUUCACAGCCCAGUGCGUCCUGUGCCAGUGCCCUGCACGUGCCGUGCGAAAGUCGGCAUCCAGCCAGGACGGGUUGUGCCAGCUUUACACUCCAGACCCCCAGUGCGCCUCCAAGGUCCAGUACAUCCUGCUCCAGUUCUAUGCACUGGGUUACCAGUGCGCCUCCCCAGACCGGUACGCCCCGUACCUGCUCCUCGCACCAAACCAGUAGUGCGUGUCUCCAGUCCGGUACGGCCUGUGCUUGCUCCCUGCACCAAACCAGUGGUGCGUUUAUCCAGUCCGGUACCGCCCGUACCUGCUCCCCGCACCAAACCAGUGGUGCCUGUCGCCAGCCCGGUAUGCCCCGUACCUGCUCCCCGCACCAAACCAGUGGUGCGUGUCGCCAGCUCGGUACGCCCCGUACCUGCUCCCCGUACCAAACCAGUGGUGUGUGUAUCCAGUCCGGUACGGCCCGUACCUGCUCCCCGCACCAAACCAGUGGUGCGUGUAUCCAGUCCGGUAUGCCCCGUACCUGCUCCCCGCACCAAACCAGUGGUGCGUGUAUCCAGUCCGGUACGGCCCGUACCUGCUCCUCGCGCCAAACCAGUGGUGCGUGUAUCCAGUCCGGUACGGCCCGUACCUGCUCCCCGCACCAAACCAGUGGUGCGUGUAUCCAGUCCGGUACGACCCGUACCUGCUCCCCGUACCAAACCAGUGGUGCGUGUAUCCAGUCCGGUAUGCCCCGUACCUGCUCCCCGCACCAAACCAGUGGUGCGUGUAUCCAGUCCGGUACGGCCCGUACCUGCUCCUCGCGCCAAACCAGUGGUGCGUGUCUCCAGUCCGGUACGGCCCGUGCUUGCUCCCUGCACCAAACCAGUGGUGCGUGUAUCCAGUCCUGUACGGCCCGUACCUGCUCCUCGCACCAAACCAGUGGUGCGUGUCGCCAGCCUGGUACACCCCGUGCCUGCUCCUCGCACCAAACCAGUGGUGCGUGUCUCCAGUCCGGCACGGCCCGUGCCUGGUCCUCACAGCAGACCAGUGGUCCGUGUUCCCAGCCCGGUGCGGCCCAUGCCUGUUCCUUGCACCAGACCAGUGGUGUGUGUCCCCAGCCCGGUACGGCUGGUGCCAGAGAAGUCCACUCCACCGGUGUCCAAUCCAGCUCCGGUCAGCGGCUCCACUCCAGUGCCAGAGCAGUCCGCUCUACCGGUGCUAGUCCAGGCCCGGUCAGCUGCUCCAGUCCAGAGCCAGAGCAGUCCGCUCCACCGGGGUCCAGUUCAGCUCCGGUCAGCGGCUCCACUCCAGAACCAGACGUCAGCCCCUCUCCAGGGUCGGGGUCUCCCACACCAGGUUCCAGACAGGGCUUGGUGCUUCGUGGGAGGACUGAGAGGGGAAGCAUCGCGCCGAGGUCCAGACCGGACCAGGGGUGCAACGGGGAGGCAGUAAGGGAGAGGACGUCACGCCCAGAGCCAGAGCCGCCACCGAGGCUAGAUGCCCACCCGGACCCUCCCCUGUUAAGUUAGGUUUUGCUGUCACACCCUGGCCUUGAGAGACAGGUUUUCUUUAGUUGGUUUGGUCAGGGUGUGUAUUUCUAUGUUUGUAGAUCUAUGUUGGCCGGGUAUGGUUCCCAAUCACAGGCAGCUGUCGAUCGUUGUCUCUGAUUGGGGAUCAUACUUAGGUAGUCAUUUUGCCUACCUAUGUUGUGGGAUCUUGACUCUUGUUUGGCUUGUUUGUGUGUAGCCAUUGUGAGCUUCACGUUACGUUGCUUUUGUUGUUUUGUCGUGUGUUAACUUCGUUAAUAAACAUGUAUGCAUUCCACGCUGCAUCUUGGUCCAAUCCUGUAUUCACCGAAUGUGACAGAUAUGUCUUCCAUGGUACAUUCCUUUGAUUUUAUGAAUGAAACCUAGAGACAGGCGCGUCUGUCAGCAGCUUACAGCAAGCAUCCCCUUUUUCCUACCAGAUCGUCAAGGACAGAAUCUGAAGCCAAACGCUCACCUGACAAGUAGGUCUUAGUAAAGCGUGUUUUUAUUAUAUUCUGAUAUAUAUAUAUAUAUAUAUAUAUAUACAGUACCAGUCAAAAGUAUACAGUACCAGUCAAAAGUUUGGACACAUCUACUCAUUCAAGGGUUUUUCUUUAUUUUUACUAUUUUCUACAUUGUAGAACAAUAGUGAAGACAUCAAAACUAUGAAGUAACACAUAUGGAAUCAUGGGUCAUUGUCCUGUUGAAAAACAAAUGAUAGUCCCACUAAAACCAAACCAGAUGGGAUGACACAUCGCUGCAGAAUGCUGUGGCAAACAUGCUGGUUAAGUGUGCCUUGAAUUCUAAAUAAAUCACAGACAGUGUCACCAGCAAAGCACCCCACACCAUAACACCACCUCCUCCAUGCUGGGAACUAAACAUGCGGAGAUCAUCCGUUCACCCACACCGCGUCUCACAAAGACAUGGCGCUUGGAACCAAAAAUCUCAAAUUUGGACUCCAGACCAAAGGACACAUUUCCACCGGUCUAAUGUCCAUUGCGCAUGUUUCUUGGCCCAAGUAGAUCUCUUCUUCUUAUUGGUGUCCUUUAGUAGUGGUUUCUUUGCAGCAAUUCGACCAUGAAGGCCUGAUUCACACAGUCCCCUCUGAACAGUUGAUGUUGAGAUGUGUCUGUGACUUGAACUCUGUGAAGCAUUUAUUUGGGCUGCAAUUUCUGAGGCUGGUAACUCUAAUGAACUUAUCCUCUGCAGCAGAGGUAACUCUGGGUCUUCCAUUCCUGUGGUGGUCCUCAGGAGAGCCAAUUUCAUCAUAGCUCUUGAUGGUUUUUGUGACUGCACUUGAAGAAACUUUCAAAGUUCUUGAAAUGUUCCGUAUUGACUGACCUUCAUGUCUUAAAGUAAUGAUGGACUGUCGUUUCUCUUUGCUUAUUUGAGCUGUUCUUGCCAUAAUAUGGACUUGGUAUUUUACCAAAUAGGGCUAUCUUCUGUAUACCCCCCCUACCUUGUCACAACACAACUGAUGGCUCAAACACAUUAAGAAGGAAAAAAUUCCACAAAUUAACUUUUAAGAAGGCACACCUGUUAAUUGAAAUGCAUUCCAGGUGACUACCUCAUGAAGCUGGAUGAGAGAAUGCCAAGCAUGUGCAAAGCUGUCAUCAAGGCAAAGGGUGGCUAUUUGAAGAAUCUCAAAUACAUUUUGAUUUGUUUAACACUUUUUUAGUUACUACAUGAUUCCAUAUGUGUUAUUUAAUCAUAUUGAUGUCUGCACUAUUAUUCUACAAUGUAAAAAAUAGUAAAAAUAAAGAAUAACCCUUGAAUGAGUAGGUGUGUCCAAACUUUUGACUGGUAGUUUGUAUAUAUACACACUACCGUUCAAAAGUUUGGGGUCACUUAGAAAUGUUGUUGUUUUCGAAAGAAAAGCAAUUUUUUUGGUCCAUUAAAAUAACAUCAAAUUGAUCAGAAAUACAGUGUAGACAUUGUUAAUGUUGUAAAUGGCUAUUGUAGCUGGAAACUGCAGAUUUUUUUAUGGAAUAGAUACAUAGGCAUACAGAGGCCCAUUAUCAGCAACCAUCAGUCCUGUGUUCCAAUGGCACGUUGUGUUUGCUAAUCCAAGUUUAUCAUUUCAAAAGGCUAAUUGAUCAUUAGAAAACCCUUUUGCAAUUAUGUUAUCACAGCUGAAAACUGUUGUGCUGAUUAAAGAAGCAAUAAAACUGGCCUUCUUGAGACUAGUUGAGUAUCUGGAGCAUAUAUCUCAGUCUGCCCAUCUUAAUCUUUUCUUUUUAUUGGCCAGUCUGAGAUAUGGCUUUUUCUUUGCAACUCUGCCAAGAAGGUCAGCAUCCCGAAGUCGCCUCUUCACUGUUGACGUUGAGACUGGUGUUUUGCUGGUACUAUUUAAUGAAGCUGCCAGUUGGGGACCUGUGAUGCGUCUGUUUCUCAAACUAGACACUCUAAUGUAUUUGUCCUCUUGCGCAGUUGUGCACCGGGGCCUCCCAUUCCUCUUUCUAUUCUGGUUAGAGCCAGUUUGCGCUGUUCUGUGAAAGGAGUAGUACACAGCGUUGUACGAGAUCUUCAGUUUCUUGGCAAUUUCUCGCAUGGAAUAGCCUUCAUUUCUCAGAACAAGAAUAGACUGAUGAGUUUCAGAAGAAAGUUAUUUGUUUCUGGCCAUUUUGAGCCUGUAAUCGAACCUACAAUUGCUGACGCUCCAGAUACUCAACUCGUCUCAGGAAGGCCAGUUUAAUUCCUUCUUUAAUCAGCACAACAGUUUUCAGCUAUGCUAACAUAAUUGCAAAAGGGUUUUCUUACGAUCAAUUAGCCUUUUAAAAUGAUGAACUUGGAUUAGCUAACACAACGUGCCAUUGGAAUACAGGACUGAUGGUUGCUGAUAAUGGGCCUCUGUACGCCUAUGUAGAUAUUCCAUUAAAAAUCAGCCGUUUCCAGCUACAAUAGCCAUUUACAACAUGAACAACGUCUACACUGUACUUCUGAUCAAUUUGAUGUUAUUUGACAUUUCUAAGUGACCCCAAACUUUUGAACGGUAGUGUGUGUGUGUGUGUGUGUGUGUAUAUACAUACACACACACACACAGGCUUGCAUGUGAUUGGACCGGAUGUGUAGGUUUGCACUGUGUUACCAUUGUUUUGAGGAUUUAUACCAAUUAUUCUUGUUAUACAAUUUUAUUAUCCCAUGUAGCCUAGAUGUGCCUUCAUGAUUCUCUUGUAGGAACCACAUGCCUUUUGGAUAUCACUGAGAAAUCCCUAGUGUAUGGGUAUGGUGUUAUUCACAUGCCUGAUCAAACUUCCUGCUUAGUUCGCUGAUAGGCUAUAGUGUGCACACUGUGAGUCUGUGGUAAUAUUGUGUGAGAGCAGCUGUCAGGAAUGUUGGAUUUUUGUAUUUUGAAUAUCAAGUGGAUAUAUUUCCAGAAUCACGAUCAUUUAUAUAUUUCCUCUGAUCCUCUCCAUCUUCUCCUACCUCCAGCAUCAUCAAGCUGCAACUCCGUAGCCUAAAGACUACAUCCAAUGGGAACACCAGGACACCGGCUUGGUGCACAUGCAGAAUUUCACCUAUGACGAGAACAAGCAAGCUCUGGUUGUCCCUCAGGGAGGCCGAUACUUUGUCUACGUGGGGGUCAACUUUCGAAUGCCGGAUAAGGACAAGGUAUCUGGCGAGGUCCAUUUUCUUAGCCUGAAAGUCCUGAAAUACUCCAAUAGCUAUGAAAAUAAUUGGCCUAUCAUGGAAGUCAAGGAUAGCAUACCAGAUGAUAGGAGAGGAGAGAGAAGGACAAUGUACACAGGACAGGUGGUCACCCUGGAGGAAGGGGAUCUCCUGAUGGUGUCCAUUGAUGAAGACAAUUAUGAACUGAUUGACUGUUCGGCAGAGACCACCAUGUUUAUU
Coregonus sp. 'balchen' is the source of this 6662-nucleotide messenger RNA. NCBI's taxonomy places the organism in Eukaryota, Metazoa, Chordata, Actinopteri, Salmoniformes, Salmonidae. The record is from the annotation of a GenBank genome assembly.